This is a messenger RNA of Astyanax mexicanus (Mexican tetra), 1224 nucleotides long. RefSeq names its product mesoderm development LRP chaperone (gene mesd). The transcript is spliced from 3 exons. Gene Ontology annotation, biological process: protein folding. The record is from RefSeq and is a predicted model, not a curated record. Bases 74 to 715 code for a protein of 213 amino acids. NCBI's taxonomy places the organism in Eukaryota, Metazoa, Chordata, Actinopteri, Characiformes, Acestrorhamphidae.
UGGUGACGUUGCGCGUGUUUGCACGUUGCGCUGACGUGGUAAACCCUGGGCCAAUCAGAGAGCUCCGGGUAGAAUGAUGGCGGCUGGCGGAGGCUGUAUGAGAGCGGCGGGCUGUUUCUGGGUCUCGGUUUGUGUUGUUUCGCUGUUAAUAGCGGCGGCGGACUGCACCGAGCCCAAGCCCAGGAAGAAGAAGGACAUCCGGGACUAUAAUGAUGCGGAUAUGGCCAGACUGCUGGAGGAGUGGGAGAAAGAUGAUGACAUUGAAGAGGGCGAUUUACCAGAGCACAGAAGAUCCCCUCCACCCAUCGACUUCUCAAAAGUGGACCCAGGCAAACCUGAAGAACUCCUGAAGAUGUCCAAGAAGGGGAAGACCCUGAUGAUAUUUGCAUCUGUGUCUGGAAAUCCUACAGAGAAAGAGACUGAGGAGAUCACCAGCCUGUGGCAGGGAAGCCUCUUCAACGCCAACUUUGAUGUUCAGAGGUUUGUGGUGGGCUCCAACCGCGUCAUCUUCAUGCUGCGGGAUGGCAGCUACGCGUGGGAGAUUAAAGAUUUCCUGAUCAACCAGGAGCGCUGUGAGGACGUCACUGUGGAGGGACAGGUGUUUCCUGGCAAAGCAGGCAAGAAGGACAGCAAGGGGAAAGAACAAAACGACACCAAGAAGAAAAAGGACAAGAACGCGGCCAAUCGAGCGAACAAAAGCAAACAGGAGCUCUGAUACGCCCGAAUGUACUGAACUUACUGCAGCAGCAGCUGGAGAGAGACAGGCAGACGCCCUAUUCAAAGACUACAGGGAGAGGAAAGCGUCCAGCCAGGUUUUUCACAAGUGUGACCGAAUGAUCAGAAGUUUAGGGUCUCAUUUUGUGAGUAACAUGAGCCACUGAUACCUGGGUGCUGCAACGCGAGUGCUUUACUUCAGUUCUGAAAGGUACUUAGAACUUGGAACAAGUUACACUUACAGUUUUUGUCCACAACUAAUUGCCAAUUUGUCUUCUUAAGUCCACUAUGUUCUUUUAAAAAGCAGUAUUUUCCAUUAAAUAAAAAUGUAAUUGACCAUUUAUUUAGAUAAAUUGUACUUCGUCAAUCAUGAUUAUUGAAAUUACUAAAACUUUUCUCAAAUCGUGUUUUGUUUAUCACAUGAAAUAUUUAAUAUUUCACAGCUGUAAAUCAAUGAAUAUCUUCACAGUGUUGCCUUUUGAAAUUAAAAUAAACCAAUUUUAUAAUUAA